UCUGUGGCUUACAUAGGUGGGUUUGUCAAUGCGUCCUCCUAUACAAUUUCCUUCUUUUCUUUAUCCUUCUGUGGACCAAACAGGGUCAAUCAUUUUUUCUGUGAUUUUGCUCCUUUAGUGAAACUUUCUUGUUAUAAUGUCAGUAUCUCUGUAGUGGUCUCAUCAUUUUGUGCUGGUUCCAUCAUUAUGGUUACAGUGUUUGUCAUAGCAAUCUCCUAUAUCUACAUCCUCAUCACCAUCCUGAAUAUGCGCUCUAUUGAGGGCCGCCGCAAAGCCUUCUCCACCUGCACCUCCCACCUCACUGCGGUCACUCUGUUCUAUGGGACCAUUACAUUCAUUUAUGUGAUGCCCAAGUCCAACUACUCUACUGACCAGAACAAGGUGGUGUCUGUAUUCUACAUGGUGGUGAUCCCCAUGUUGAACCCCCUCAUCUACAGUCUCAGGAAUAAUGAGAUUAAGGGGGCUCUCAAGAGAGAGCUUGGUAGAAAAAUAUUUUCUUAA
Molecule: messenger RNA, 501 nt
Organism: Chrysochloris asiatica (Cape golden mole)
Lineage: Eukaryota; Metazoa; Chordata; Mammalia; Afrosoricida; Chrysochloridae
Product: olfactory receptor 502-like
Exons: 1
Biological process (GO): sensory perception of smell; G protein-coupled receptor signaling pathway
Cellular component (GO): membrane
Molecular function (GO): odorant binding; olfactory receptor activity
Source: RefSeq, a predicted model, not a curated record